AUGGCGGCACCCAGCGUUUCCAAAAGGUUCGCUGUGGGCACGGGCAGCCUUCUGCCGCAAAAGAAACAUAUUACGACAACAGCAGCAAGUAAAGAAGUCAUGGAAAAGGAAGAUAUUACCAAGAGAAAGUUGGACGAAUUGUCUAAUCAAUUUGGCAAAAGGCCAGAGUUUAAUAGACUCAUGUAUAAUGACGACAACGUCCUCAUGACUCUUAACGUGCAGCUUAAAAAUCCGAAGUACAAGGCAAACGUGGACGUAUCAAUGGAAGGCACGACUGCCAUAUGCAAGUACGAAGUUGCCGUGGACGGUGGAGAGACGAUUACCGGAACUGCAACGGCGUUGAGCAAGAAGGCCGCACGUAAAAGUGCUGCUAGGUCUAUUUUGAUGAACUUAGAAAAACCUACAAUCGACGAGCUGGAAGAGAUCACGAAAUGGAUGGUUGCUGGGCAAAAAAGCAACAUCGGGGCUCGAGAAGAGCAUGUGUCUAAAGAUUUCGGACCCUCAGGACACGUGGUCACGUUAAGGUGGAGGGUAGGAAACGAUUCAUUUGAUGGUAAAGGAACCUCAAAUGCAUUGAAACUGGCGGAAUUGUACGCCAUGCAGGAUCUAUAUUGCCAGACGCAGAAACUAGCGCCACAGCAACAUAACAUAACACAAGUGCCCUUAAAACCAAAGGAUGAAAUUGGAAAUGAAACGCAUACAAUCGAAACUUUUUCAAGUAAAGCGGCGAAACAGAUACCUAUAGCUAACGAACUUUCCAAGGAAGAUGCGUGCCAGAUGAACGUCAUGCGACAUGCUGUCGGGACUAAGAUGAAAGUCAAACAACAGGAAGACAUGGUAUCCUCAUUUGGAGGGUUCUCGUGUACUUUAACGUGGACAUGGACUGAUAGCUCUGGUGUGGUGCAGAAAAAAACGGUCACCAAGAAGGGUACUAGCAAGGCGAUGGCAAAGGCAGCUGCAAGCAAAGCGAUGCUAGUAGAAACGGGGGCUAUCGAACCAGUGACCCCGCAAGAAAGCUCCCAAGCAACGAGUAUACGUAAUUUAAUACCAAUGAAUAUUGCGAAGGCCACACAAAUGGCUGUGCCAUUUCUCUUAACUACAAAUUGUAGUGUAUGGAGACUUUUCCUACCCCAACUAAUGGAAGCUAUCGUACAGAGGUGUGACGAACAAUUAUUAGAACCCAUAUUGGAUGCCAUUGCGCAAGCCGACGUCAAAAUGCCGACUGAUAUAUGGGAAUCGCUGCUUUCGCUCGCGAGCACAGCGGUAGAUGAGGAAUUUUGUCGUACCAUUCUUUAUGGGCUAAAGAAUCUGACGCUGGAUCCGAGGCAUUUCCUCUCCACAAGGGCCCUGGAAUACUACAAAUCGCAAAGUUGGUUGUUGUCAUUAGAGUUUAAUGCGGAAAAUUGCUCUAAUCUAGCAUCGAUUCAAGGCAGAGCUGGAAAGGAAGCCAUCAGCGUGCUCUGCGAGCUCACCAAAUCGCAACUCCCACUCUUGUUUCUCAAGGGGGACAUCACGUCGGAGUAUCAAAAAAACCCGCUCAAAGAGGAUGACAUGGUACUGUUGGUACCAUACUCUGACAACUAUCAAUGGGGGCAAGGGUUACUCUGUCUACUCUCGAAACACAAGCACGAAAAUAGUGUUCUCAGCGUCACGUGCAAAGUUAUCAACAGUUUAAAAUGGGAAUCAACCGACGCUAUUUUGAACAACCGAAAGUUUGGAAUUUUUCACGUCACUAGCACCAUCACUAACAAGAGGAUGAUGCAAGCGCUCUUGGCGAUCACACACCGAGUGUUGCCAUUACAUGCGGCUUCUAAUGGUUAUUACUAUGAUAAGGAGCUUCAGCGGAUACUUAUCGAGACGGAGGAGGGUUCGAUAAAGGAAGGCGACAUGAAAAACGUGACCAUACGCACAAACAUACCUUUGACCGAGGCUCAAGCUGAAGCGUGCAGAUGUGCCUUAUCCAAUCCCAUAACUCUAAUACAAGGACCACCGGGAACGGGGAAAACACAGGUGGCAUGUGCAAUCAUCGAUUGCUGGAGGAGGCUUUCGCGUGAAAAAAUACUGGCCGUAGCCGACUCGAAUGUAGCUGCAGAUAAUCUCAUCGAAGGUCUGGCACAACGCGGAAUAAAAGCUUUGAGGAUCGGAUUCGGGUCUGAGUCGCUACUACAGGAAGAGUCGCUGAAGGACCUUAGCAGAUACGAGCGAUAUAGAUCUCUAAGGGCAGCGGGGCUGCAUAAAGAGGCCAACUCAAUGCGUAUGCUUAUGAUUGUUGAAGCUGUGAAGCAGCACCAGGUGAUCAUAGCCACGUGUGUCGGUAGCGGUAAUGACAUUUUAGCCGGAUGCUCGUUCCCAUAUGUGAUCAUAGAUGAGUGCGCACAAUCGAUAGAGGCUAGCAAUCUGAUACCCAUUGGAAAAGGUUGUGAACAACUGGUCCUUAUAGGAGACCACAAGCAGCUGAGACCUACUAUCAUAUCUACCGAAGCAGCGAGUCAGGGGCUGUCCAUCUCGCUAUUGGAGCGUCUGGUUUCCGCCAGAGUGGCACCGGUCCAUCUCCUAGAUGUUCAGAGACGCAUGCACCCAUCAAUAUCGGAAUUUCCGAACAGACACUUUUACAGAGGACUUGUGAGAGAUGCGAUCGAUGAGGAUAGCAGGAAACCAGUAAGGGGGUUCCGGUGGCCGAGCAAAGGUUACAAUGUGGCAUUUGUUGAUGCAAGUGCUGGAGCUCCAAAUGGCCACUUCGAAACCGUCGUUGGCACGUCGAAGUCCAAUGCGCUCGAGGUUGAUAUCCUCCUAAUCAUUCUGAAAUCGAUCAUAGAAGCGCAAGACGUGAAGGAGUCACAGAUUGGUAUUCUUACGCCUUAUGACGCACAAAAAUGGCAGUUAAGGCGUAGAGUCAACCAAAUGGAGGCGGUCAAUGGGCCGAUGAUAGAAAUCGACUCCGUAGACGGAUUCCAGGGCAAGGAAAAGGAACUCAUACUUUUCUCUGCUGUACGAUCAAAUUUGCAGAAGGAUGUUGGAUUUCUCAGAGACCCCCGGAGAAUGAACGUCAUGUUGACCCGCGCACGAAGAGGAUUGAUUAUUGUGGCAGACAAGUACACAAUCAUGAAUGACAACGCCAACUGGAGACCAUAUGUAGAAUAUGUGACGGACAGGUGCAUAGACAUACAUAUCUCGGAACUCAACAUGUUCCUGGACACAACGUCCCCUCGACUAGAAAGCAUAGCAAGGCGAGCGAGGACCGGAUCUUACCCCUGA
Molecule: messenger RNA, 3255 nt
Organism: Babesia sp. Xinjiang
Lineage: Eukaryota; Apicomplexa; Aconoidasida; Piroplasmida; Babesiidae
Product: ATP-dependent helicase NAM7
Exons: 8
Coding region: 1-3255 (1084 amino acids)
Biological process (GO): regulatory ncRNA-mediated post-transcriptional gene silencing
Cellular component (GO): P granule; cytosol
Molecular function (GO): helicase activity
Source: RefSeq, a predicted model, not a curated record